AUGUCAGAUUCGGGGAGAAACUCCUUGACCAGCCUGCCCACCUACGCAGGCUCUGGGUCGGGCUAUGUGCCCCCAGCGGCCCUGGGGCCUCUCAGUGCUUCUACCAGCCAUAUCAACAGACUGGGGACCACUGCUGGAGCUGCAGCGGCUCAGGACAAGCUGGAGAAACCAGGCUACCAGGUGGGUCUUUUAAACAUAAUUACAGGCACUGCAGUCGACUCCGGAUGAGUUCACGUUUGAUAAGUGUUAACAUACUUUUAGUGCAGUGCAGUUUACCAGUAGCAAUGCAUAUACAUUGUUCUUACUUGCUCUGGGUAUCUGCACCUAUCCAGUUUGGUACAAGUCCAGUGUGGACUGUAUAUGAAUGUAUGUGAGACUAUUCCAGAACGGGCUGAGUGCCUCGGACAGUGGCCACUCCUCUUCAGGAAAGAGCACCUCAUCCUAUCAGAGGCUGAGCCACCUAGGGGACACCCCAGCACCCCUUCGCCCCUCACCUUCCUCCGAUGACGUCAUCCGAGACCUGGAGGACCGGCUCUGGGAAAAGGAGCAAGAGGUGAGAGGUGAAAGGUUAUUUUGUGGUCAAGAGUGAUUUACUUUAGUCGAUUUUCAUGGAUGUAGCAAUUAUCAUCACUUCAGUCAGUCCCAAAAAUCCUUCCAUUCUCUUCUGAGCUCUAUCUCUCCUCUCCUCCCCUCUCCCAGGUGCAGCAUAUGCAUCGUAACUUGGACCAGAGCGAGGCAGCCAUCGUCCAAGUGUUUGAGGAGAAGCAGCGCGUGUGGGAGAGACAGAUGGAAGAGCUGCGACAGAACUACGCCUCCCGCCUGCAGCAGGUGACCACACACACACACACACACACACGACUGCAGAAGAUGGCCACACAUUCCACAGCGGCAUAAACCAAUAAGAGUCCACCAAAUGUUGAUCAUCUCUUCCUCUGCAUACAGGUGACGCGCCGCGCCCAGCGCUCCCAGAAUGCCCUGGAGGCGCAGAUCACCCGUCUGUCGCAGGACAAGCGGCGCCUGCAGGAGGAGAUGCCUGCCUUGCUGGCCCAGAGAGAAGAGCUGGAGAGGAAGUGUCUGGACUUCAGGAAGGAACAGGCCGACGUACUGCCAAGCCUGGAGGAGACCAAGUGGGAGGUGUUUGUUGUUGUUGUGGUGGUGUGCGUUUGUGCAUGGUGCGUCGGUGUGAACAGCCCCAUAACACUGCAGCUCUAACUUACUAUACUAUAUCCUUCCCUGCUGUGUGGUACAGGUAUGUCAGAAGGCGGGGGUGAUAUCCCUGCUGAAGCAGCAGCUGAGGGAGAGCCAGGUGGAGGUGACCCAGCGGGCGGGAGAGAUGGUGGCCCUCAGGGGUCAGCUGAAGGAGGCCAACGCCCAGCUGAGAGAUCGGGAGGAGGUCAUGCUGGGCUUCAAGGACUCCUACAGCACCAAGAGCCUGGAGCUGGAGCGCUGCCAGGGAGAGCUGAGGAGGACGCUGACUGAGGUACCUAUACACAUACAAACCUGUAAGUCACAUUUCUGAUGACACAAAUACUUGACACUAGAUGAGAUAUCCUGUUGUUUCAGAGUUAGGGAUCGAAAUGAAACUGGACCAUACACACACAUACAGUAUAUGCACACUAGUGCUGAGCGAUUAACCGAAAUUACGGUUAUUUUAUCGUUUUUAAACAACUAAUUGACCGACGUCGUUUUUUUUUCUGUGAGCUCAAUGUGCACAUUGCACAGUUCCUUUAGUGAUUAAUCAGAUCCAGCCUAAACUGUGCAAUGUAGUAGGGAGUUGUGGUUUCCAACAGGACAAUAUUCUACAUAGUUUAGCGCAUAAAACGUGGUAAUUAAUUACAAUAACCAUAAUCCAUUGCGCAUCUACUUGUCCGGUCUGUGUUUCUUUUCCGCCUGCUCCGUUAGGUUAGUGUGGUGCAGACACGGAGAGGGAGAGAAGAAUGCCUGAAAAUACAUGAUCUAAGUGAUUGAUAGUUGCUAUUCAGCAGUAUGCCUUAUUUACUUUGAAGAACUACUAAAAUAGUGAUUUUGUCAGACAGCAUAGGCAGCAGCUCUAUAGAGAUGAGAUGAUGAAUUGGAAUGAAAUAAUAAAGUCAUCAAAUAAAAAUAAAUGUACUUUACAGAACAACUGAAAUAUUUUAUUAAAGUACAGUAAUGUGAAUAAAUGAUGGUUAAUAAGUCAGCACUAACGCACACUAAUACAUCCUUCUCUUUGUCAGGUGUCUAUCCUGAGGGAGAGGCUGGGUGUGUUUGAGGCUGAGGUGCUGGGUCUUAAACGAACUCUGGGGGAGCUGGGCGGAGCGGUUGAUCCUGCCAGAACCCAAACCCUAGCAGCCGGAGGGCUACUCCCCCCCUGGGGGGCUCUCUACUGCCCCCGCAGCCCCCCUGAGCCCUCAUCCACACCCCUCACCCACACCUCAGAUGUCCUGCUCAGCUUUCAGAGUGAUGAGGCAAAAGCCCAGAGGCAAGAGGCGCAGAGGCAAGAGAGGCAGCAGCGUGAAGAGGCCCAGUGGUGUGACAUGCAGCCACACCAGGAGGCCCACCAGCGCCAGGAAUCCCAUCUCUGUCAGGAGGCUCAUCUCCACCAAGAAUCCCAACACUGUAAGGAAGCUCAACUUUGUCAGGAAGCCUACUUGCGUCAGGAGGCCCAGCAGCAGCAGCAUCAGGAGGCCCAGUGGGAGGAAUCAGGGAACCUGUGUGAGCAGCUGGAUCAGCUCCAGGGGGCCUUACGUCUAGAACGUCAGCAGAAAGAGCUCCAGGCCCUCAGUUUCAACCAGGAGCGACACACCUGGAUUGACGAGAAGGAGCGUGUGUUGAAAUACCAGGCGCAGCUUCAGGUCAGCUAUGUGGAGACUCUACAGAAAAGCCAGGCUCUAGAGCAACAGGUGGGACAGCUGGGGGCCAAACUCACCCCCUCAUCCUCCUUCUCCCCUCCCCCACCACCGGCCCUGUCAACCCUCCCUCCCCUGCCCUCAGUCAGUCUCCCUGCCCCCAUGGCCCUCACCCUCUUACCCCCGCCCUGUGAGGACCAGAAAGGCCCCCCUUCCCUCCUCCAGCUGCCCCCACCCUGGGCAGGGCCCUCACGCCUGGAGAGGAUAGAGUCCACUGAGAUUUAG
Molecule: messenger RNA, 3113 nt
Organism: Coregonus sp. 'balchen'
Lineage: Eukaryota; Metazoa; Chordata; Actinopteri; Salmoniformes; Salmonidae
Source: the annotation of a GenBank genome assembly